GGAAGCGCUCCUAAACCAAUCACAUCUGUGUUUACACCGUCACCUGUCAAACGCACACCCUCUGCUACAAUUCUCUCUGAAAGGAGCUGAAACACACACUCACACUGAAGCGCCUACGGUAGCCGCUAACUGGACGGACUCUCUGGCUAUCGACCUUUUGCAGGUUGUGUCUUGGAGGAUGAGGCCUACAUUCCUACCUAUUUGGAGGCCUUCCCUCCGUUGCCGGAGAAGGGGACUCCAGGGGAGAAGACGGGGGAGCCAGCUUCAGCCUGGGGGAGCAAGAUCAGGCCCCUCAAAGCCUCUGUUAUCACCCAGGUGUUCCACGUGCCCCUGGAGGAGCGCCGCUACAAGGACAACAGCCAGUUUGGCGAGGGGGAGGAGGCCAAAGUGUGCCUGGACAUCAUGCAGCGAACCGGAGCGCACAUCGAGCUGUCCCUGGCCAAGGACCAGGGCCUGUCCAUCAUGGUUACUGGGAAACUGGACUCGGUUAUGAAGGCUCGCAAGGAAAUCGUAGCUCGCCUGCAGACACAGGCAUCUGCCACGGUCGCCAUCCCCAAAGAGCACCACCGUUUUGUCAUCGGCAAGAACGGUGAGAAGCUGCAGGAGCUGGAGCUGAAGACCGCCACCAAGAUCGCUAUUCCACGACCCGACGACCCCAGCGCCAACAUCCGCAUCACCGGCACCAAGGAGGGCAUCGAGAAGGCUCGCCACGAAAUCCUCCUGAUCUCAGCUGAGCAGGACAAGCGUGCGGUGGAGCGCCACUCCCUGGAGAAGGCCUUCCACCCCUUCAUUGCCGGAGCCCACAACCGGCUGGUGCAGGAGCUGAGCCAGGAGACGGGCGCUCGCAUCAGCAUCCCCCCGCCCAGCCUGCCGAAGGACGAGAUYGUCAUCACCGGGGAGAAGGAGGCCGUCGCUCUGGCCGUCAGCCGCAUCCGAGCCAUCUACGAAGACAAGAAGAGGAAGACCACGACCAUCUCGGUGGAGGUGAAGAAGUCUCAGCACAAGUACAUCAUCGGUCCGAAGGGAAACACCCUGCAGGAGAUCCUGGAGGCCACCGGGGUGUCAGUUGAGAUGCCGCCGCUGGACUCGGCCUCAGAGACCAUCAUCCUGAGGGGGGAGCCUGACAAACUGGGGCCUGCACUCACUCAGGUCUACGCCAAGGCUAAGAGUGUGAUGGUGGUGGAGGUCAGCGCUCCAGCUUGGCUGCAUCGCUUCAUCAUCGGCAAGAAAGGGCAGAACAUCGGGCGGAUCACGCAGCAGCUGCCCCGGGUUCACAUUGAGUUCACAGACGGUGAGGAACGCAUCAGUCUGGAAGGGCCAACAGAGGAGGUGGAGCAGGCUCAAGCCCAGAUACAAGAGAUCAUCCAGGACCUGCUGGUGAGGAUGGACUACACUGAAGUCAUCAUAGAUCCACGCUUCCACAGACACCUCAUUGGAAAGAACGGAGCCAACAUCAACAGGAUCAAGGAGCAGUACAAAGUGUCGGUGAGAAUCCCGCAGGACUCAGAGAGAAGCAACCUGGUUCGUAUCGAAGGAGACCCUAAAGGAGUCCAGCUGGCGAGAAGAGAGCUCAUCGAGAUGGUCCAGAGAAUGGAGAACGAGCGGACCAAAGACCUGAUUGUGGAGCAGAAGUUCCACCGGACAAUCAUCGGACAGAAAGGGGAAAAGAUCAAAGAAGUUCGAGACAAGUUUCCUGAGGUCAUCAUUAAUUUUCCAGACCCGUCGCAGAAGAGCGACAUCGUCCAGCUGAGGGGUCCGAAGAACGAGGURGAGAAAUGUGCCAAGUUCCUGCAGAAGAUCAUUGCGGACCUGAUCGAGAACAGCUUCUCCAUCUCYGUUCCCAUCUUCAAGCAGUUUCACAAGAACAUCAUCGGGAAAGGUGGCGCCAACAUCAAAAAGAUCCGCGAGGAGACGAACACUAAGAUCGACCUGCCGACUGAAAACAGCAACUCAGAAAUGAUCGUCAUCACGGGGAAGAAGAGCAACUGUGAGGCUGCCAGAGACCGAGUCCUCGCCAUCCAGAGAGAACUGGCCAACAUAAAGGAGACGGAGGUCAGCAUCCCGGCCAGACUUCACAACUCUCUGAUCGGCUCCAAGGGCUGCCUGGUGCGUUCCAUCAUGGAGGACUGCGGCGGAGUCCACAUCCACUUCCCCUCCGAGGGCUCCGGCUCCGACAAAGUCACCAUCAGAGGACCUGCAGGCGAAGUGGAGAAGGCCAAGAAACAGCUGCUGCAGCUGGCGGAGGAAAAGCAAGUCAACAACUUCACUGCCGAGCUGCAGGCCAAACCAGAGUACCACAAGUUCUUGAUCGGACGAGGCGGCGCCAACAUCCGGCGCGUGCGGGACCGGACGGGGGCCCGGAUCAUCUUCCCGUCGCCCGACGACACGGAGCAGGAGCUGAUCACCAUCGUAGGGAAGGAGGAGGCUGUUCGCCAGGCCCAGAGGGAGCUGGAGAGUCUGGUCAAAAACCUGGACGACAUCGUGGAGGACAGCAUGGAGGUGGACGUUCGCCACCACCGUCACUUCGUGUGUCGGAGAGGUCAGGUGCUGCGGGAGCUGGCGGAGGAAUACGGGGGCGUGGCCGUGAGCUUCCCUCGCACCGGCUCCAACAGCCAGAGGGUCACUUUGAAGGGGGCGAAGGACUGCGUGGAGGCAGCUAAGAAACGCAUCCAGGAGAUCGUCGAGGACCUGGAGUCCCAGGUGAGCGUGGAAGUGGCCAUCCCUCAGCGCUACCAUCGCGCCAUCAUGGGGCCCAAAGGCUGCCGCAUCCAGCACCUCACCCGGGAGCACGAGGUCCAGAUCAAGUUCCCCGAGAGAGACGACAGCGCCUCAGGUCAGGAGGCUUCGCCACAGGAGAACGGCGAUGCCAGUCCAGAGGCGGAGUUCGUCCCCCGCAGAUGUGACAUCAUCACCAUCUCUGGGCGGGCGGAGAGGUGCGAGCUGGCUAAAGCUGCCCUGCUGGCGCUGGUGCCCAUCACGGAGGACGUGGAAGCAUCUUACGAUCUCCACCGCUACAUCAUCGGCCAGAAGGGCAGUGGAAUCAGGAAGAUGAUGGAGGAGUACGAGGUGAACAUCUGGGUGCCGCAGCCCGAGAAGCAGCUGGACGUGAUCAAGGUGACGGGUCUGGCAGCCAAUGUGGAGCGAGCCAAACAGGGUCUCCUGGAGCGGGUCAAAGAGCUGCAGGCUGAGCAGGAGGACCGGGCCCUGCGCAGUUUCAAGGUCACCAUGUCUGUAGAUCCAAAGUUUCAUCCUAAGAUUAUCGGGCGUAAAGGGGCCGUCAUCUCACAGAUCCGGAAGGAGCACGACGUCAGCAUCCAGUUCCCCGAUAAAGGAGACGAGCAGCAGGACCUGAUUGUGAUCUCCGGGUACGAGCGGAACGUGGAGGAGGCCCGUCAGUCCAUCCAGCAGCUGGUGGCCGAGCUGCAGGAGAUGGUGAGCCAGGACGUUCAUCUGGACCCCAGGACUCACGCACGCAUCAUCGGCGCCCGCGGCAAAGCCAUCCGCAAGCUGAUGGAGGAGUUCAAGGUGGACAUACGGUUCCCUCAGCCAGGCUCAGACGAGCCUGACAAAGUGACGGUAACGGGCCUCCCUGACACCGUCGACGCCGCCAUCGAUCACCUGCUCAACCUGGAGGAGGAAUACCUGCUCAGUGUGACGGAGACRGAGACCCUGGCAGCGUACAUGAAGCCCCCGUCUCGCUACGGGGGAGGAGGCGGAGCGGGAGGAGUGGACGACAGCAGCGGGGGUCCGGCUAAGGGCUUCGUGGUGCGGGACGCCCCGUGGAACGCAGCAGGAAACAAGGCUCCUGAUAUGAGCAGUGCAGAAGACUUCCCCACGUUUGGGACCGGAGUGGCRCCGAAGCAAACCUCGGCCUGGGGUCCCAAGAAGUUCUGAACCUGCUUGUGUGGAAAAGAAAAAAAAAAGAAAAAGAAAACCUCUAAAGUAGACGAUGGGAGACAUAACUAAUUUCAAACUGCUGCUCGCCUUCCUCCUCUUCCUCAUUGUCUCUUUUGUGUCCCGUUUGCAUUCAGUCCUCCCGCAACCAGCCACAGUGAAUUCUGGGAGAAUAAAUCCUUUAUUUUUAUUUUUUAUAUUUUAUCCUGUUUGUCUCUCUUACUGUAGUUUGUCCCUGUUCCUCAAAGAGAGGACAUAGGCUGCUCUUGUUCUAGUUUUGCUGUCCUGCUCUGCCUCUUCUCAGCUAUCUGACUGAAACAUUUCAAAAACACUUCUUGGUUUGUCGGACUUUGCCAUCCCAUCUAACUCUGUCACAACAAAUACACGAGGAAACGUUUCAGAUGCUCCGAGUUUGCUGAAUCAAUGUAGUAGAGCCAUAGGAAGAAAGCCUCCUCAAACAUCUGAAGCUAAAUAUUUUCAGGGAAAGGGAAUCAUGAUACAAAGGGGUGAACCAAGAAUUUUGGAGCUCCAAAAAAGGGGCGGAGUCUGAGAGUCCAAACCCAAAAAAUAACCUUUUUAAGGUGUUUUUUUGUUUAGCCCAUGUCCGUCACUACCAGAUGAGAUGUUAGCUGUGUGUUUAUGUGCGUCGACGGGAGGUUUUUUUCGCCUAUUUGUGUUUUUUUAUAGAUUGUUUUUUUUUAUUAUUUAUUUUUCAAGCUAGAUGCAAAAACAGCUGCUGGAAUCAACCAUGUACUUAAUUUCCAAUGACUCAGAAAUGAUGUGAAGGUCCUGUAAUGAAGGUUGUUUUAAUUUUUUUGUUUAUUUAUUGAAAAAGGAGCCAUUUUCUUUGAACUACUGUGAUCAUCUGUUUUUAUAUAAAAAAGGAAAAAGAAAAAAGCACUCACUGUAGCUUGCAACCUUUUUGUUUGAGAGUGAAUGUUGUGCGUCAGGGUUUGAGGAAAACGUCAACAGUUCUGUGUAAGAAAAAAAAUUCCUGCUAUUUUUUUAAAACUGUGAGACAUUUCUUUUUUUUUUUUGGUUUGUUGUUUUUGGUUUCUGGCAUAAAAGACUGUAUGUUUGUGCAAGAGUGUGGGAGUUAAGAUGUAUAUUUGAAUGAAGCUGAACCAAACUUUUUACAUCUUCUUUGUCCGUUUGUCUCUUUUCUCGAAACUCAUUCAUAGGUUUUCAACUCUUUAGUUUUACGUCUCAGCUCAAUAUGAAGAGCCAUAGCUCCAGUCUAAAGAUGUUUUUGAUCAUUUGUAGCGAGAACAUUUGAAGGCCCUUUUUCUGGUUCUGAGACUUAACUUGUGCUCAGGUACUAAACUGUGAAAAACUUCAAUAAGUUUUACUAAACCUGCUUUGUGCCUAGAGUUUAAAAGGGAUAGACAAACACUUUGGAAAAUAUAAAUGCUAAAUUUCUGCUAAGUUUCUAAUAAAUUACUCUUUAGUUAUGGAUGAAAUGAAGAAACACCUAACUGAACCUGCAUCAAUGGAUAGAAACUUGUUUUAUAACUUUUUGUUUUAUGACACAUUUAUAAGCUUUUUUAAUAUCCUUAUUCUCCAAAUUUUUAUAUGUUUGUAGGGUUAGUUCAUUUGUCACUGACUUACUUUAAUGAAGUUGAGUGCUGUAAUAUUUGAGUUGAAAUGACGUAAGAUGACCUCAUUGUUUUAAUAAUUUGCUGUUGUACUCUCAUGUAACUAGAGAAGAUAAAGGCCACAGAAUCCCUCCCCUAAAAAAUGUUUUUUUCUUGAGAAUUUCCUCAGAACUAAAUUUUUUAAAAGGCAGAAUUCUGAUAUUAAAGCCAGGAAUAACCCAUUUUUGUGGGUUUUCUUCCAUUCAUGACUUAAUCUAAAUCUGGAUUUUCUGUAAAUUUAAUAAAAAAWUUUUUAGAAUAGAUCAGCUGUUCAUAAAUAAAACUUCCUAAAAGGUACAUAGUUGUGUUUGAAAUAAUAGUGUUUUAUAAUUGUGCGUAAAGCUCAACAUCUGUAGAACAAUGUUCAUUUUGAUGCAUUUCAAAUCCAAGGGUAACCCUUGUAACCCUAAUUUUCAAACGGUUUGUUGACCUGCAACACAUACUUUUUCAGUUUAUAAUUGAGUUUGCAAAGAAAAAUGCAGAUACUGCUAUAUUUUCUUCACUUUCUGUAAUUUAAAAAAACUGAUGCAUUUUUCUUCAUGAUUUAUUUGUGCAGCAUUCCUGAUGCACUGAAAUAAAAAGUAUAAUAUAUUUCAAACACAACCAUCAUAMCUAUUUGUCUUUUUAUAAAUAUCAGACAAGAGUGAACCGACAGGAUGAACUCAUCAAAAACAAAAUGAUUUUUAUUACCAGGACGUGAAAAAGGACCAGGCAGUCUCAGUUCAGAAGGACAAAUACUCAGGGGUCAACUUUAAGGUGAAAACUGGAGCAGAAAAAGUUGCAGACGAGUAACAAGUCGACUAUGCAACUCAACAGCUCAUGUUUGUUCUGCAUUUUCAGUUUUUUUUAUUUACUGAAACUCAGUACAGUUUUAGUUGCUUAAAUCGUUUUUAUGGGCAUUUGUUGUCGAAUAAGAACAAGCUGCUUUCAAAGCAACAAGAUCUGUUAAAAAAUGUUUAAAAAGCUAUGAAAAACCACACAUUUGGCCUUAAUCAGCUAUUAAUCCAAGUUGUGAUUAACUCUGUCGUAACAUGUUAAAUAAAAUCUGAAACGGGGAAAAAAAGCAGGUUUGGUCUUUUUUUCUAACCUUAGUUCACAGAAACAUUGACUCUGUGCAUACUGUUGUUUUAUUUAUUUUUAUAAAUCAGAAAGAUAUGAUUUGUUAUGCAACAGCCUGUACAACACAACAUACAGAAAACAAAAAGUAAAAUAAAAAAAAAAA
Austrofundulus limnaeus is the source of this 6750-nucleotide messenger RNA. It is a transcript of the gene hdlbpb, whose product is annotated as high density lipoprotein binding protein b. The record is from RefSeq and is a predicted model, not a curated record. Lineage: Eukaryota; Metazoa; Chordata; Actinopteri; Cyprinodontiformes; Rivulidae. Gene Ontology annotation, molecular function: mRNA binding.